Molecule: messenger RNA, 1426 nt
Organism: Biomphalaria glabrata
Lineage: Eukaryota; Metazoa; Mollusca; Gastropoda; Planorbidae
Product: L-serine dehydratase/L-threonine deaminase-like
Exons: 8
Coding region: 159-1211 (350 amino acids)
Biological process (GO): L-serine catabolic process; L-threonine catabolic process
Molecular function (GO): threonine deaminase activity; L-serine ammonia-lyase activity
Source: RefSeq, a predicted model, not a curated record
AACCACUAAAUAUUGACUUGAAACGCUUCAGAGUCCAACUACAAACUAACUAAAACUAAGCACGGUGCGCGUUGUAUACACACAACCACGUGACUCGGGGGGAAUUCGGAACUACCUCAUUGUGAUUUAUGUUAUAGAACUAGUUUUGCAGAGAUAAAAUGCCAUCCCAUGAGCUACCAUGCCUAGGGGAUGCAAACAUAAAUGCCCUGCAGAGUUGUCAGCCUUUAAUGAAGACUCCAUCACCAGCAGGGAACAAGCUGUACUCUGAAACACCUGUACUCUGCAGUACAUCUCUAUCAAAGUAUUCUGGAAUACAAGUCUAUCUUAAACUAGAUAACUUGCAGCCACCAGGGUCUUUCAAACUGCGUGGGAUUUCACAUUUGAUUCAGAAAGCAUUAGAGACUGGAAGAUGUGAUCAUGUUUACUGUGCUUCUGGAGGGAAUGCUGGAAUGGCUGCUGCAUAUGCUUCUAGAGAACUUGGCAUACCAUGUACAAUCAUUUUACCAAAGACAACACCAGCUUUCCUGGCCGAUAGACUGAAGCUAUACAAUGCUGAAGUACGAGUUCAUGGUGAAGUCUAUGAUGAAGCCAAAACUUUAGCACAGGAACUAAGUAAACAGACAGGUUCACUGUAUGUUCCUGCAUUUGAACACCCAGACAUUUGGGAAGGGCAUGCAAGCAUGAUUGUGGAGGCAGCACAGCAGAUGCAAGAGAGGCCCAGUGUUGUGAUAACCAGUGUAGGAGGUGGUGGUCUUUGCAAUGGUAUCGUGCAAGGGAUGAGACAAGUGGGGUGGGAGAAUGUCCCCAUUGUGGCUGUGGAGACACAAGGGGCUGACUGUUUUGAUGCUGCCAUCAAAGCUGGAGAAGUAGUUAAUCUAGAAGCAAUCACCAGUGUCGCCAAGACCUUAGGUUCACUGUCUGUCAGUCCCACAACUCUAGAGUAUUACAAACAAGCAAAUCCUCCCAUUAUCAACUAUGUAGUCACAGACCAAGAUGCAGUUAGUGCUUGUGUUAAGUUUGCUGAUGAUCACCGGUUCCUAGUUGAACCUGCUUGUGGGGCAAGCUUGGCUAUCAUCUAUGGCAAAAUUCUUCAUAGACUCAUUGAAGAAAAGAAAUUGACCAGCAUCACUUCUGCAUUAGUUAUUGUGUGUGGGGGUGCUAUAGUCUCAACAGAAGUAAUCCAAAGUUGGAAAAAAGAUUUUCACUUAUGACUUGUAAAAUAAUGUGCAAUUUAGUCUAAGCUUGGCUUUACAGUAUUGCAAUAUUUACUGGCAUUGUUUCAUAUUGAAUCCAUAAUGUAAAUGUGAAUAAAAUUUUAAACAGAGAUUUUGUUUUUUAAUUUUGCAAAUCAGAUAUCAUGCUUCCAGGAUUUAAAGAAUAAAAAAGACACAGCUUGCCCUAGCAGGGCACUGGUCUCUGGAGUAUA